Exophiala aquamarina CBS 119918 is the source of this 957-nucleotide messenger RNA. RefSeq lists its product as uncharacterized. Gene Ontology annotation, cellular component: cytoplasm; cytosol. Gene Ontology annotation, biological process: secondary metabolic process. The record is from RefSeq and is a predicted model, not a curated record. NCBI's taxonomy places the organism in Eukaryota, Fungi, Ascomycota, Eurotiomycetes, Chaetothyriales, Herpotrichiellaceae. The transcript has a single exon. Gene Ontology annotation, molecular function: carboxy-lyase activity; hydrolase activity. Bases 1 to 957 code for a protein of 318 amino acids.
AUGUCAGUAACGGCGCUCACUUACAGACUUUUUAAAUCUGGAACUAAUAACUGGCAGGCUCUCGAGGCAGCCGGUGGUGAUCCAUCCGGGUCCUGGACACCUGCAUGGAGUUUAGAGACCGACGAUGCCUUCUGUCAGGAACUCGAUAUAGGAACGACUAUUUUCUCCCUCACAGCGCCCGGGCCGCCGAUCGCAGGUCAAGAAGGCUCAGUCAAACUUUCGCGCACCACCAAUGACUAUCUAGCCUCGGUGAGAGACAGGAAUCCCUCGAAAUAUGGCUUUUUUGCCGCUAUGCCGGAUUUGCGUAACACAGCUGCCGCUCUGGCGGAGAUAGAAUACGCAUUCGACACACUACAGGCGGAUGGCGUAAUGCUACUGACCAGAUACGGCCCCACAAAUAUGUACCUUGGCCACGAGGCAUUCAGUCCAAUCUGGACUGCACUCAAUGCUCGCAAGGCCGUCGUGCUCGUUCACCCAACACACUCCAUCGAUACGAGUCUUUUGGCCAAAAAUAUCCCGCAGCCUAUUGUGGACUACCCGCAUGAGACCACUCGAGCGGCCGUCGAUAUUAUCAUGUCUAACGGCCGAAGGAACUAUCCUGACGUCAAGGUCAUCUUGUCCCACGCUGGAGGAACGAUGCCAUAUCUCGCGAAGCGCAUAGCAUCACUAAGCGAUAUCCAGCUGGUAAAUAAGUCGGUCGAUGAGAUUGCUGAGGAUAUUGCAACUUUUUACUUCGAUGUUGCGCUUUCCUCGACAAAUCAGACCAUUGAGACACUCUUGACCUGCACUACUCCUGAUCAUAUUUUGUUUGGGAGCGACUACCCUUAUGCGCCUCGAAAAACCAUCGACCGAUUUGCCAGGGAGCUGGACGAGAGCUUCCGGGGGAACAAGGAUCUAUCGUUUGCUAUAAACAUGGGGAACGCGAUGCGCCUCUUUCCUAGGUUAAACAAGCAAUGA